GCCGUUUCCGUUUUACCCACAAAUCGCCACGAGUAAACAUGCGCACUCGAUAAUUACUGUCGAUGGGCGCUUGAAGUGUGGAGAAGGAAAUUUUGUCAUUUGACGAAUAUUAGCGCAUAUAUUGACAUUUCCUCUUUUAUUGGACCAUUUGAGGUGGCCAUUGACAUUGUUAAUCCUCUAUUUUGUGACAGGGUGUUUGACAAUUUGUGUUGUUGUUGAGAACAUACGUGCAGAAGUUGAAUUAGUGAUUGACCGAUAGGUGGCAGCAGAGUCGUUUAGUUUACUCGCAACACGUGCGCGAUGUAAACAAUACGACACGAGUACGUUAGUGAAGUGGUCGUGGAUCGGUGAUAUGUUCACAGUGUUUCAGAACAAUGAGUGUGGAAGUGAAAACGCCGACGCGGACACAGUUUGAGCACACUGAAUUCCAGUGUGGUGAAAAAACAACCCCCGAGCUGAACUUCGGUGGAGAUGACGAUCGUCGAGAUGGAAAGUUCGACUUCAAGAAAGAACAAGACAGCCAAUCCAAAUCACAAAACUUCGGAUAUAGAAAGAGGAAGGCUAGUCAUGCCAGUAAGAAUGACUUAACUAUACAGCAUGGAGGAUACAGGAAGAAAAGGUUUCGAUCAGAGAGUAACAUUGUGCUCCCAACGAAGUUUUUACUUGGUGGGAAUAUUAAUGAUCCAUUAAACUUGAACAGUUUAAAUGAUGAGACAAUUAAUGAACUUCUUAAUCAGAAGACACCCCAGUCCUCACCUCUUCCAACCCCCCACCACCGGAAGGACAUAGAGGUCACAAUCCCCAUAAAUAUUAACGACCCUCUGAACUUGGACAGUAACGAGGAUGCCUCAUCUAGUAAAAAGAAGAAGCGGAAUAAACAUAAACGGAAAAGUGAGGAUACACCAUUACCACAGAAAGAAUCGGAGAAGAGGCGAGGGUUGAUGGAGGCUCUGAAAAUUGAGAUAGAUGACACUUUCCCUUCAGCUCCAGUGGUGCAGGAGGAUUCUCCACAAAAUGAAUCUGCCAAAUUAAAAUUUAAAAAACCAGACACAAUUGUAUCCCCCGUUAUACCUCAAAUUUCCCCAAGCAGCCGCCGUUUCCGUCGAAGGACACUGAGUUUGAGCGAUGCAAGACCUGACCAACAGCCGUCACAAAGUACGUCACGCGCCAUUCUGCGGACGUCUCUCAGUCCGCCCAGACAAUCGGCAUUAGAGAUCGAGGACUUGACACCCGGGAGGAAGUUCAGGAGACAAGUAAGCCAAAAAUCUGACAGGCCUCAGAAGAAAAAUCAGAGAAAUAAAAAGUUUGUUUAUGGAAAUUACAAUCGAUACUACGGGUACCGGAACCCUGAGGCAGAGGAAGAUCCCCGACUGGCGUGCAUGAGAGCAGAGUGGUUCGAGGGAAAGGACGUGUUAGAUAUUGGAUGUAAUGUAGGACAUGUUACACUGACAAUAGGAAAAAGGUUUCACCCAAGGAAAGUCGUGGGAAUAGACAUAGAUCACACACUCAUUGCAGCUGCCAGAAAAAACAUUAGGAAUUACAUGUCCAGUAAAUCAGCUGAUGUUCAAAAGUACCCAUUGUCAGUUCCCAUUAACUAUGGUCCCAUUGCUGCCCCGGCUGUGUCCCAAAAAACACAGAGUCCAGGUUUCCCUGCUAAUGUGGCAUUUAUGAGGGAAAACUAUGUUCUGGAGAGUGAUGAGUUGGUAGGCUUACAACAUGAAGAGUACGACGUCAUAAUGGCCCUGAGCCUCACUAAAUGGAUCCACCUGAAUUUCGGUGACAGCGGACUGAAGAGGUUUUUCAAACGAAUCUUCAAGCACCUGCGUCCAGGCGGCCGGCUGAUUCUGGAACCCCAGCCCUGGUCAUCAUAUAAAAAGAAGAAAAAAAUAUCAGAGGAGAUUCAGAAGACUUUCCAGGGGAUUCAGAUGAGGCCGGCCCAGUUCUCCGACUAUCUCCUGUCACGCGAGGUGGGCUUCACAACAUGUGAAGUGAUCGACAUCCCCUACCACAAAUCCAAAGGUUUUAGAAGACCCAUCCAAAUGUACAGAAAACAAGAAACUGCACACAGCAGCCCAAAACAAGAACUACUCUCACAGACUUCAACUGCAACACACAGCAGCCCAAAACAAGAUCCACUGUCACAAGGAUCAACUGCAGAGGCACACGGCAGCCAAAAACAAGAUCCACUAGCAAAGUCAAUAGCUGUAGCACACAGCGACAGAAAACAUGAUCAACUCUCACGGACAACAACCCUCAUACAAAGCAGCCAUGAGGGAAUUAGUAUGGAACAGUUCUCACAAAGAACAACAAUCUCAGACGGAACUAGCCAAUCAGAAAUCAGACUAGAUAUAACUGCCCAAUCAGAAAACAGCUCGGAUUUAGUAAACCAACCAAAAAUCAAAGUCGAUCUAGAGGUGCUCACCCAAUCAGAAAACAGACUUGAUCAGGAAAGAAGCAAUAAAUCAGAAAAAUAGUUGUGAUUUGAAGCACAGUGACAAGCUUAGUUUUUUCAAUGAUGGGGCAAAAACUGAAAUUUUUUGGAAGAACUGCAAAAUCACUUGGAGAGACCUUAAAACUUUCAAAAGAAAUUUCUUUAAAAAACAAAACUGCUGAACAAUGCUGAAUAAUGAGUAGUUUCAAUUAUGUUUAAAAUUUGUUUCAAUGAAUAGUGCAAUAUAUUCUGAUUUUGAAAGUAUCAGAGAAUUAAGGUGGCAUGUGCCAGAUUAUUGUGUCAGAAAAUUAAUGUGGUAUGUGCUGAUUGACUUUACCUUGUUGCUGAUCCAUUGUUCUGUGUCACAGAAAAAAAUACAGUGAACUUGUUAACUGGCAGCUUCAUGUUGAAUUCUGUGCAUGAUUAUCCCAUGUGUGACAUGGAAACAUUACAAAAAUGUAAUUGUUCUAAACCUAAACUACAUCUGAAAUACAACAAAU
Saccostrea cuccullata (small rock oyster) is the source of this 2931-nucleotide messenger RNA. Its product is annotated as probable RNA methyltransferase Y17G7B.18. The coding region runs from base 375 to 2474 and encodes 699 amino acids. Gene Ontology annotation, biological process: snRNA modification. Gene Ontology annotation, molecular function: O-methyltransferase activity; RNA methyltransferase activity; snRNA binding. The transcript is spliced from 4 exons. The record is from RefSeq and is a predicted model, not a curated record. Lineage: Eukaryota; Metazoa; Mollusca; Bivalvia; Ostreida; Ostreidae.